GUCCAGCCCUCUUGGUCUGGACUUUGAACAUGACAAGGAGUCACGAGCGAAGGGGCAGAAAGUACAGGCCCCGUUCAGGGUCUUGUGGGGUGCUAAUGGGAUCGUGGAGAAUCUCUAUGGGAGAGAGAAGCAGUUGGCCUUUUGGAGGGGGUGUUGUGAACGACUGGAUGAAGAGGGGAGCAAGGCUGUUCCGAGUGGUCAUUAUAUUCCUGAGGAAUUGCCCGACACUGUGGUGGAGAGUGCGCUCGACUUCUUCAAGCUCACUUUGAAGUGAGACAUACGCUCGCUCGCGGCUCGGCACGCACGCACGUCCAGCAAUGACAUGCAUCUCGUCGUCCGUCAGGUCGAGUUGGGUCGACGCCUGGCUGCUGCUGCUGCUGUUUGCCUUUGCACCACACGCCUCGAUCUCGACCUUGGGCACGCGCCCGCCUGGAUGCCAAAUCGACCCAGCGAUCAACUGAGCUCCUCGCCCCUUUCAUCCCCUCCCUCGCCUCCCUCCUCAUCUUCUCUGAUACCCUUUCCUCGCUCCCACUCGCCACCACCUGCACAAUUCGUUCCUGAGCCGCGUCCUUCUGCUGCUCAUCAACGGCCACGCACCUCCGUCGCCGCCGCCGCCGCCGCCGCCGCGCAUCCCGCUCCGGGCCUAUCACUGAGCGCCACUCUGUUCCUCUUCGGCCUGCCAGUGCGACGCCUCAUGUCUCUGCCUGCUUCUCCCCCUCAUCUCUUGCCUCUUGAGCUAACCGCUCACGGCUUUGUCCCAGCGAGCAAGACGAUAGCCAGUACGUCGACGUCUUUCUCGCUGCCCAGGACGCCUUGGGUUGGUCCCCCGCCUGGAGGAGCGACAACAGCAGCAGCAGCAGCAGCAGCCACGCCUACGCACAUACGCUUGUCACUCUCACCAGCAGCACCAGCAGCAGCAGCCAAGACACGCAACACCAUCGUGGCGCGUCGCUCCCAUCUUACCAUUCCAUCGCGCACCACAUCUCUCCCCACCAAACGAAUCCUCACGGCUGUGAUCCGCAACCACUCUCGCCCCUUUAGCGCUAACGCUACGACGAGCCACAGUCACGCCGCGGCCCUUGCUGCUGCCCAACGCUCCACCAGGCCCAAGAACACGGUCCGCCCCUUUUCGGCUCCUUCGCCUACUUUUGUCCGCUCGACUUCCCCUGCCCAUUUUAUGGGUGCAAUCGUGAAUGCGAGUACCAAGAUCACAACGCACCGUAACCAGGGGACAAUGACGACCAGUACGACGACGAGGCCCGUCUUCCCCAUGCCUGCGCCACCAAGGAUGUUUGGAAAACAAGACAGUGCAGAGAGGCCCAAGUCGAGCAAGCUGGACGCCGUGGGCGAUGGGCCCAACGUCAACAGGAGCGCCGAGUCACCCGUUGAUACCCCUAUUUAUCGCAAGCCGCCGCCUCCCCGCCCUCAUUACACUGGCACCAGCACCAGCGUCGAUAGCAAGGCGGAGCGAGAUCUGCCCACUCCACCUUCUCCACGCUCUCCCUCGCACCAUCAGCCCAUGUUCGACAGCGUAUCCCCCUCUGCCCUCUACAUAGUGGACAAGACCAUGAAGGGGCAAGGCUUGCCUAAUCUCAAGUUCAUCAUCGAUGGUCAUUCCACUUCGAGCACGACGGGCAUGGCGGUUUAUGCUUGGAGGGAGGUGAUUGAGAGGGUGUGCCCGAAGUUGAUUGAUGAGAUAUCAGACGAUGGCCUACUCAUCCUCGAAGGGGAUCUCACCAUCCCGCAUCCAGCCCGCGCGCUACAGCACAAUCGCUCUACCACGACGACUGCCACUCACAACGCCCGCCGCAUGAGUGCCUCGAGCCGCACGAGCGCGCGCCACCCCAUGCCCACGCCAGCAAGCGUGCCCCUCCUCUCCCUCCCCGGCACCGCCAAUACCGACAAUGACAUCCCCAAGCCAGACCCAAUCCCGCGCACCCAGUCCAUCUCCCAAGCCCAAGUAGCCGCACUGGCCGAGCUGGCGCUCAACGUCGAGCUAGAGGCGGAAGCUGCCAAACAGCGUAGUCCACCCCGCGCCAUCUCGCCCUCUUCUACCCCUGGCCGCAAGAUUCGCGCACGCCUCCUCUCCCUCCGCAAAGUGGGCGGGGCUGGUCGACAUGAGAGUGGGGGCAGCGAUUCGACCGAGCGCAAUGACUCUGCUGCAACGAAGGGCGUGAGGCGUGGGUCGGCUUGGUGGGAUCAGCUGGCCCACCAACCCAUCGUGGCUCCUCCUCCAGCUCCUCCUCCCCUACCACUGCCGCCGCUGGGCAGAACACAUCCCGGCUCAGAGAGGACGCAAAGUGCUCCUAAGCUCAGUGACCCUUCGAGCUUCUCCGCCAACGGCAGUGGUCACAGCGGCGUUCAAGAGGAGAGAAAGCGAUCUCUCUCUUCGCUCAACAGUCUGCGCCCCAAGUCACUCCUCUCUGGUGCGCCUCGUCCUCGAUCGAGCAAGGUCUCUGGUGAGGGUAGUAGGAGUUUGCUCAAGAUGAGCUCCUCGAGGAGGGGGAGCAGGAGCAUUCAUAAGGAAGGCGAGGAAGGGGAACAAGAUGCAGAGGAGAUGGAGAUGGGAUUGAUCCCUCGUAUGGGGAAAGUACAUGGCGAGCUGGUAAGAGUCAGGGGCUGCGACCUGGAGACAUUGAGGGCUUUGAUCUUCUACUUGUGCACCAACCAAGUACACUUCCACCCCUCCGCCACCCCGACGGGUCCAACCCCCCCAUCACCCCCCCUCUCCCCCCUGCACGGGUACACCCUCUCGCUUCAACUCUCCCUCCCCUCCCUCCUGCACCUCUCUCACACUUCCCUCCUCUCCCCCCCCUUCCUCACACCAAGUACGGUCCUCUCCCACCUGCUCAGCCCUUUUGCUCAACGUUUCCCGGCAAUUAGGCGCGAGUGGCUUCGUUAUGCUAGGCAGAGCUGGGAUGAGGUGAGGGGGUCAGAGGGGAGUAAAGAGGUGUGGAGGAGGUUGGCCAGGGGUGAGUUGGAGGGAAGUGAGGGAGCGUUGAUGGAGUUGAUGGGUGGGUUGGGGGUGGGGAAGGGAGUGGGGGUGUGAGACGUUCUCCGCAUCUCCACGAUGAACAUGACGACGAGGUGACGAUGUUUAUCUUUUGCACACCUUCUUCCCUCCAUUCCAUCCUGCGAGCUGAAUGCUCGACGCUGCGCUAUGGUCUACACUAUUUUUAUUCGCCUCCACUCACGCACCUGUUAUUCAGUAUUAUCGUCUUGUCCUUCUUCUUCGACUCUGCAUAGAUCUCUUUAUACCUCGCUGCUCUUGAAAAUUGCGUACCUGCUUAUCCCUUACACAGGACCGGUGUGUGCUCUGCGAAUUACGAGGUCGAGAUCAAGGUCGACGUCGACGUCGAGGAGGAAGCCGUAAUGGCGAU
This is a messenger RNA of Jaminaea rosea, 3380 nucleotides long. RefSeq lists its product as hypothetical. The transcript has 4 exons. NCBI's taxonomy places the organism in Eukaryota, Fungi, Basidiomycota, Exobasidiomycetes, Microstromatales. Bases 323 to 3049 code for a protein of 908 amino acids. The record is from RefSeq and is a predicted model, not a curated record.